AUGGUGGGACCAUUCACAAUCUUUGCCAUGGUUCUUUUAGUCCUGUUGUGCUCCCUGGGGAUCCUGGCUAAUGGCUUCAUUAUUGUGGUACUGGGAAGGGAGUGGGCUCGAUGCCACCAGCUGUCUCCCUGUGACAUGAUCCUGAUCAGUUUGGGUGCCUCCCGCUUCUUCAUGCUAUGGGUUGGAACGAUACACAACUUCUACUAUUUUCUUCACCCCCUACAAUAUUCCAAGGAGCCUGCCCGCCAGUACUUUGGGAUUUACUGGGAUUUUCUGAAUUCGGCCACAUUCUGGUUUGGUACUUGGCUUAGCGUCCUCUUCUGUGUGAAGAUUGCAAAUUUCACUCAUCCCAUUUUCCUUUGGCUGAAGUGGAGAGUCAAGGGACUAGUACCCUGGUUCCUACUAUUCUCCCUGCUAAUCUCUUUCAUUGUCACUAUGCUGUAUCUUGGGGGAAACAUUGCUUUGUACCAGGCAUUCUUGCUGAGGACAUUCUCUAGGAACAUAACCUUAUAUGGCUUCAGUAGGAAAUUAGAAAUCCACUAUUUUUUCCCUUUGAAAUUCAUCACUUUGUCUAUCCCCUUUUCUAUGUUUGUAGUCUCAAUAGUUCUGCUGAUUACCUCUCUGUGGAGACACUCCUGGAGAAUGCAACACAGUGCCAACAAUGCCCAUGAUUCUAGUAUUCAGGCUCACAACAGAGCUCUGAAGUCUCUGAUUUCCUUUUUAGUUCUUUAUGCUCUUUCUUUUCUUUCUUUGAUUAUUGAUGUUGCUGCCUUUUGUACCUUUGAGUGUACCUGGUACUGGCCAUGGCAAAUUGUGAUUUACCUGUGCUCAUCUGUUCAUCCCUUCAUUCUUAUCCUUGGCAGCUCUCAGCUAGGAGGGGCACUAAGGAAGCUUCUUCUUCUGCCUAAAACCUUCUGGAAUGGCAAGGGGACAUCAUCUCCUGCCUAA
Trichosurus vulpecula (common brushtail) is the source of this 948-nucleotide messenger RNA. RefSeq names its product taste receptor type 2 member 41-like. Gene Ontology annotation, molecular function: G protein-coupled receptor activity. The transcript has a single exon. The record is from RefSeq and is a predicted model, not a curated record. Gene Ontology annotation, biological process: G protein-coupled receptor signaling pathway; sensory perception of taste; detection of chemical stimulus involved in sensory perception of bitter taste. Bases 1 to 948 code for a protein of 315 amino acids. Gene Ontology annotation, cellular component: membrane. Lineage: Eukaryota; Metazoa; Chordata; Mammalia; Diprotodontia; Phalangeridae.